Molecule: messenger RNA, 414 nt
Organism: Perca flavescens (yellow perch)
Lineage: Eukaryota; Metazoa; Chordata; Actinopteri; Perciformes; Percidae
Gene: mt2
Product: metallothionein 2
Exons: 3
Coding region: 89-271 (60 amino acids)
Molecular function (GO): metal ion binding
Source: RefSeq, a predicted model, not a curated record
GCCCAUUCUGUAGCAGCAACAACACUGACUCGACCGAGAGCCGAGACACAUCACCUUCACACGAAGACAAGCGAAAUCACCUGAAAAAAUGGAUCCCUGCCCGUGCUCCAAGGGUGGAACCUGCAACUGCGGAGAAUCCUGCACUUGCACGAACUGCUCCUGCACCACCUGCAAGAAGAGCUGCUGCCCAUGCUGCCCAUCCGGCUGCACCAAGUGUGCCUCUGGAUGUGUCUGCAAAGGCAAAACUUGUGACACCGCCUGCUGCCAGUGAGGAUCCUCCUGUAACUAGCCCUGUUCUGCCCUUGUGAUUGAGCUGAUGUGCGCUACCUUUUGAAUUAUUUGCAGCUGCAAGCGUCUACAGCGAAAAAUGCAUUUUUGUCUUCAGUAUUGAAAUAAAUGGGAUUCCUAAUGUGA